CAAGGGCUUCAAGAAAGUGAUGGAUUUUCUGAAGGAUCUUAACCAACCGAAGGUGUACGAGCUGAAGAAAGCAUUUUGUCUGUUCGAUCUCGACGGUGAUGGUGUGAUCAGUGAGCAGGAUUUAAAAAACACCUUCUUAACGCUCGGUGUGGACAAAUCCGAGUACGACAUUGAUCAAAUGUUCGACGGGGUAGUGCAACCACUCAACUUGGACGUGUUCUUGCUCCUGAUGCUGCAACGUGCCAACGGGUUAGCACCCCAAGACGUUAUGGUCGGUGCAUUUCGUAUGUGGGACAAGGCCAACACAGGCUUCAUCGAGAAGGCACGUUUUAUUCACGAUAUAACAACAUACGGUGAUCGAUUCACACUGAGCGAAGCGCAAGAAGCUGUAGCGGAUGCUGCCAUCACACGCGGCCCGCAGCUAAACGACGAAGGACAGCUGCUGGAAAAGCUGGACUAUAUGGAUUUCGCGGAAAACAUAUCCGGCUUUCAGAAGACAGAUCACAAGUAAUGCUGCCGGAGUGGCAUUUUCGGCCACCAGGGACCGAAGAACGUUGAACGAGAGUUUCGCAGCUACUGUUUGAGGUGGAAUGCGAUGCGCACGCAGCAACACAAAGCACUAUUUCACAUGCGAACGAACAAAAAAAAAGAGGUUAGAAUUUCAAUAAACAUGCGACAGAACUCAUAACGGGGAGACUGUGCCAAGUUACAGCAAAGAUGUACUGCAUUGAAGUGCAUCCAAACGAGGGAAAGGUCAGCUGCCAUUAUGGUACAUUGCAAAAAAAAGAGAAAGCAGUUUCAUUACGCCGGGAAAGUCAUUUGGUAAUAAACUUAAAUUAUACCACAA
This is a messenger RNA of Anopheles funestus (African malaria mosquito), 847 nucleotides long. RefSeq names its product myosin regulatory light chain 2, smooth muscle minor isoform. Gene Ontology annotation, biological process: locomotion; post-embryonic development. The transcript has 3 exons. Gene Ontology annotation, molecular function: myosin heavy chain binding; calcium ion binding. Gene Ontology annotation, cellular component: myosin II complex; cytoplasm. The coding region runs from base 20 to 511 and encodes 163 amino acids. Lineage: Eukaryota; Metazoa; Arthropoda; Insecta; Diptera; Culicidae. The record is from RefSeq and is a predicted model, not a curated record.